Messenger RNA from Melitaea cinxia (Glanville fritillary), 1519 nucleotides. It is a transcript of the gene Agxt, whose product is annotated as serine--pyruvate aminotransferase, mitochondrial. NCBI's taxonomy places the organism in Eukaryota, Metazoa, Arthropoda, Insecta, Lepidoptera, Nymphalidae. The transcript is spliced from 9 exons. The record is from RefSeq and is a predicted model, not a curated record. Gene Ontology annotation, cellular component: peroxisome. Gene Ontology annotation, molecular function: L-alanine:glyoxylate transaminase activity; L-serine:pyruvate transaminase activity. Bases 80 to 1249 code for a protein of 389 amino acids.
AUCAACAACUGUUCAAUGCGCUAGACAUCAUUUGUCUUCAGAUAGCGAAGCUUGCUUACAAUUUACUUCUUGAUACAAAAUGACUACUUCUAAAUUCAUUGUACCGGUACCUAAUAUAGAAGAUCGCGAGUUUACAAAACCAUUGCUAUGCGGACCUGGACCCUGUGACUUAUGGCCAUCCGUCGCUGAAGCUCUCACUAAACCAGUCCUAACGCCCGUGUGCGAUGAAUUUUUUAAUGUUUUGGCUGACAUUAAAAAAGGACUACAGUAUUUGUUCCAAACUAAGAGCCAUCUUGUGUUGGCCAUCAGCGGGUCUGGCUGGUCUGGUGCAGAGACCAUUAUCUCCAACCUCCUGGCCCCGAACGAGACCUUGUUGAUCCCUACGAGAGGAAUCUGGGAUGAACGAGCCUAUGACUCUGCUAAAAGAUACGGUAUUAACGCAGUCCAAAUUCGAACCACUUCAUAUACAACAUUUACCUUGGAACAGAUUGAGAAAGAGCUAAAGAACUUGAAGCCUACAGCUCUAUUCAUCACUCAUGGGGAUUCUUCGACUGGUACCGUUCAGAACCUAAUUGGCCUAGGAGACCUAUGCCACAAGUAUGGGACUCUUUUGAUAGUCGAUACUGUAGUAUCAAUAGGCGGAGUACCUUUUUUAAUGGACGAAUGGGGUGUGGACGCCGUGUACACAUCAUCUCAGAAGGCUCUCAGUGGACCGGCUGGAAUUACUCCAGUUGCAUUUAGCAAAAGAGCUGAAAAAAAAAUUAAUAACAGAACACAUGAUCCGCCAUUUUACUUCGAUAUCAAAUUACUAGCAGCACAAUGGAACUGCUAUGGAAUCACUCGAGCGUAUCAUCACACAAUGAGCCCACCUCAAAUCUGGGCACUUCGAUGCUGUUUGAAAGAAGUUUGCAAAAUAACUCUUCCGAUUUUUUGGAACCAACACGCUGAAGUCACGGCACUCUUUCACAAACGUUUACAGGAAUAUGGAUUUAGUUUCUUGAUACCAAAGCCAGAAGACCGGCUACCGACUGUCACCACUGUGACUUUACCACCUGGUUACGAUUACGCAAAAUUUGUCAAAGUACUCAGAGAAAAGCACAAUAUUUUCAUACUUGGCGGUCUGGGUCCAACAGUGGGAAAAACUUUAAGAGUUGGAAUAAUGGGAGUCAAUUCCACCAAAGAAGUUGCCGAGAGGGUUGCACGAGCUAUGGCGGAGACUUUGAAAUCCCUUAUUAAAUCAUCGUUGUAAUUAAUUACAAGUAGCUAACUAGUACACUACAUAAUGUAUGUGGCUAUGUUAAAUUUAGCUCUUCACCUAGAAAUGUUAAUUCAUCUAUAUAUAUAUAUAUAUAUAAAAAUAAAUGUUUGUCUGUAUGUCAUGUCACGAUUUUCAACAAAGUGAUUUGCAUGAGUCCACAAAGGUUUCGGAGUUGGGACGACCAUAAAAAAUUUUUUUAAGGUGGCGUAGCAACGCGCGUAGGGUACAGGUAGUGAACAAUAAAAAUAGAUUUAAAAAGUA